AUCAGACGCAACGCACCGUCAUUUCGCCCUCAUGCGCCAUCCCGCUCACACCUCCCGACGCAACGUGCACCGCACCUGCACAUCCUUGUCGGCCUUUGUUGGCCGACACAACAACGCACACUGCACGCACGUCACCACUCGGAUGGGAGAGCAGUUCGCAGUUGUCCUAGGCCUCGGAAUAGGACACGCGGUGACUUUUCGCAGUACACAGGAUAGUUUCGCAGCAUCGCCCAGACCGCGCAUCGGCAAUCACCUCUCUGCAUGCUAUAAGAGGAGAGACGCCGCGUUUUGGGCGCUGCAGGAUGAGAUAGUCGACGAGUUUGGAGUGCGUACGCCUGAGCCACCGAAACUCCAACUGCCCAAUGUGACACAGAUGUCCGUGACCCUUGAGUGGCUGCCCAUCAAGCUGGCGACGGCCGAAUUGCGAUUGUUGGACCUCUACCGCAACGGGCAGCGCCUCGCACCGAUACCGAACCCGACAACCAACACCUCUAGCAAGUUCUCGGGGCUCGAGCUCGACACCGAGUACACAUUCCAGCUCACCUUGCGCACGACUGCGGGGAGGUUCCCCUCGGAGUUGCUUCACGUACACACGCAUACCAGGACCGAGACCUCCGGUCGCGCUGUGCAGCUGAGUAUGCCCAUCGUCCAGUCGCAUUGGAUCUUUGCGCACCAGUCUGAGCGUCGAUCAGUUCCUAUCGCGCUGUUCGGACUGGGAGCAACACCGCCGAACGCGCUACCCUCUCGGCGCCCUCAGUCCAUGUCUGCUGCAUCUCCCACCCAACGCUCACCCGUCAGCGCAGCCGCUGUGCGACAGUCAAUGCCACUGACCGUCUCGCCCAUUGGCCAGCCUGCGACCUUCGUAGGGCAGUCGGUUAGAGAUAUCCCACCACCAACCGUGCCGGUCGUCGCUGUCGAAGAUGCUCACUUGGAGGAUGAAGAAUCUGACGUGACCGAGCUGGAGGCAAAACAGCUCGUUCUCAUGGAGAAGCGGGCAAGCAAGACCGGGACGAUGGACAUGCAGUUUAAAUUUCCGCCCACGUCUCCGACAAGUCCCAGCCCUGAGGAUCCCGAUGCUGCGGCUGUGGCCGUUGAGCCGUUGAGCAUUGAGGUUUCGCCGCCGCCGGUCGUAGAGAAGGAGACAGUACCUAGUGUGAGAACUGAGGGUGAGGUAGAUGACAAUCUGGGCGAGACGGAGGACAUCCCGUUGUAGUCAGUAACCUCUCUAAUUCCUCUGCUUUGUCGUUGAGCCAUAGCCUUACUCGGAUCAUCACGCAUGUGCUUUCCGUCUGGGAUUGUGCUUCCCAGGGGUUGAUUUGGAGGACUGACUGCAAGGGAUCACGGCACGGGUAACAGCUUGCCUGACUCUUGUCACCUCUAACACCCUGACCCGCUGGCAGCCCUGGCCAGCUGCUUCAAACUCGAAUCCCCGGCACUUUAUUCCCGAGCCGAAAUAGCUCCUGCUAGAGCCCAAGAUGUCCCCUUCGCGCAUCACUCGGACGCGUGCACCCUCACCGGCACCCCUGAAGACCCUGCCGACCUUGGGAUAUUUGCAUAUUCGCUGUUGCUAGUGUACUACACCCUCACCCUGUCGUCUA
Messenger RNA from Mycena citricolor, 1598 nucleotides. Lineage: Eukaryota; Fungi; Basidiomycota; Agaricomycetes; Agaricales; Mycenaceae. The record is from the annotation of a GenBank genome assembly.